Belonocnema kinseyi is the source of this 1680-nucleotide messenger RNA. RefSeq names its product bifunctional transcriptional activator/DNA repair enzyme Ada (gene agt). Gene Ontology annotation, biological process: DNA repair. Lineage: Eukaryota; Metazoa; Arthropoda; Insecta; Hymenoptera; Cynipidae. Gene Ontology annotation, molecular function: methylated-DNA-[protein]-cysteine S-methyltransferase activity. The record is from RefSeq and is a predicted model, not a curated record. The coding region runs from base 217 to 786 and encodes 189 amino acids. The transcript is spliced from 2 exons.
CACGCAAUCUUACCUAAUAUUGAUUUUCGUGAUUUUUGUUUAUAAAUUGGAUAUUAAGUUGCGUUAUUUUCAAAAGUUUUGUUGUUCUGUUGACAAUACGCGUGUAAUUAACAAAUAUUGUUGUGAAAAUUUAGUAUAAUUAUUGUUUUCUUGACAAAUUUGAAACGACGUACAUGACGUAAAUACAACGUUUCUAAAGUUUAAUCUUCACAGAACAUGUUUAAAAUUCAGAGGAUGUCACCAGCGGAAUAUGAAGCAGAAGGCUUCAAACACAAAAUAUCCUACGGAUUUUACAAAUCUCCGUUUGGAAAAUGUCUGAUCGGAAUUCUGAAUAAUAAAGAAAAAGCAAUUUGCCACUUGUCAUUCGUCGAUGGAAGUGAAAGCGAGGGUCUAAAAUCACUGAAAAAUCGUUGGAAGAAAAAUGACUUAAUCCUGGAAAGUAAGGAAAUGCAAAAUUACGUCAACGAAGUUUUUUCUAACUUUUCCAAAGGAUUUUUUGCAGACUCAAAAAAUGUUACUUAUGUAAUCCUAAAAGGAACCGAUUUUCAAAUCAAGGUUUGGGAGCAACUGAUUAAUAUUCCUUCUGGUUCUACAGCAACCUACGAAAAAGUCGCUGAAGCAAUUGAUAAGCCAAAAGCAGUUCGUGCAGUUGCAAAUGCUAUUUCUAAUAAUCAGAUCGGCUGUUUGAUUCCAUGUCACCGCGUCUUUGGCAAAAAUGGAAGUAAUAAGUACGAAUGGGGAGUCGAACGUAAAGAUAAAAUACUGAAGUUCGAAAAAGAUCUAUAGAAAGUGUCAACAAUAUCGGUGACUCCAUGCUAAACUUGCAAAUCUGGGUUUAGCAGUCUAAACUCCCAAAUCUGGGGUUAGCAGUCCAAAAUCUCGAAUCUGGAGUUAGUAGUCUAAACUCUCAAAUCUGUGGUUAGCGGUCUAAACUCUUCAAUCUGGGGUUAAACGUCUAAAGUCUUCAAUCUGAGGUUAACCGUCUAAACUCUAAAAUAUGGGGUUAGUACUCUAAACUCUCCAAUUUGGGGUUAGCCGUCUAAAAUAUAAAAUCUGGGGUUAGCAAUCUAAACUCUCCAAUCUAGGGUUAGGCGUUUAAACUCUAAAAUCUGAGUUUAGAAGUCUAAACUCUCCAAUCAUGGGUUAGCAGUCUAAACUCUGCAAUCUGGGGUUAGCCGUCUAUACUCUAACAUCUGGGGUUAGUAGUCUAAACCCUUCAAUCAUGAGUUAGCAUUCUAAACUCUACUAUUUGGGGUUGGCGUUUAAAUUCUAACAUCUGGAGUUAGCAGUCUUAACUCUUUAAUCUGGGGUUAGCCGUCUAAACUCUAAAAUCUGGGGUUAGCAAUCUAAACUCUCCAAUCUAGGGUUAGGCGUCUAAACUCUAAAAUAUGAGUUUAGCAGUCUAAACUCUCCAAUCAUGGGUUAACAGUCUAAACUCUGCAAUCUGGGGUUAGCCGUCUAUACUCUAACAUCUGGGGUUAGUAGUCUAAACCCUUCAAUCAUGAGUUAGCAUUCUAAACUAUUCAAUCUGGAGUUAGUCGUCUAAACUCUCAAAUCUGGGGUUAGCACUCUAAACUCGUUAAUCUGGGGUUAAUACGUUAAAAAAAUAUUUGUUUUUGUUGAAAAUUCAUCAUUCUAGUUCAAAGUUUAUCUCUUUGGUUGAAAAUAAAUUUUUCCAAC